Calliphora vicina (urban bluebottle blowfly) is the source of this 1957-nucleotide messenger RNA. RefSeq names its product calmodulin-lysine N-methyltransferase. The coding region runs from base 218 to 1669 and encodes 483 amino acids. Gene Ontology annotation, molecular function: calmodulin-lysine N-methyltransferase activity. The record is from RefSeq and is a predicted model, not a curated record. The transcript has a single exon. NCBI's taxonomy places the organism in Eukaryota, Metazoa, Arthropoda, Insecta, Diptera, Calliphoridae. Gene Ontology annotation, cellular component: cytoplasm.
GAAAUUUAUUUAAUGUAUUUUUCUAUUAUUCUGUCUAUUUUCAGGAUUAUCUGCUCCAUUUAACAACUGUCUUCAGAACAAAAUCAAUAUGAAUUUGUAAGAAAAUCUUAAAACUAAAGAAAAAUCAUAUCAAAAACUUGUUUAAGAUAAACAAAUCUAAAAAAAAGGAAAAAAAACUAAGUAAAAUUUCAAAUCAAAUAAAAACAAAAUAGAAAUUAUGUCAAAUUCUUCAGUACAAAAUAUUUCUGUUUCUUCUACUGCUAAAACUUCUACUUCUACUCUAACAACUGCUAUUGCUGCAACAACAAAAAACUCUACUACUAAUACUACUUUGCAACAGCAACUGUCAACCAUAUCAAUAAUGUUGGAUUAUGAUAUUGACAAUACUCUCAAUACGAUCAAAGAAAACGGUGCUCACUUACUACAACAAAACGAACCAUCUAUAGCUGCAACUACACCUGCUGCAACUGCAACAACAACAACUUUAAAUUGUGAUACUGCCACGAUGUUGACUGAGGAAACGGAAGUUGGCUCGGCGGCAGCAAUGACCGAUGUAAAUGUCAAGUCUGUUAUAAGAAAUUCAAAUACUACUAGUCUACAAAUGCAACCUUUAAUGGUGAAAUGUGAUGAUAUUAAAGCCAUAUUACCUCUAACACCUCCAGCCACACCUGUCAUACAAAACACUGCCCGCAAACGUUGGAAGAUUUUAGCCAAAGUCUUGCGCAAAGACUCCGAAGAAACUGUUUCGUCGUCGGGCGAGGAGUGCAUCAAUGAACAAACCGCAUCGGUAAGACGUUUCAAGUCGUUUGAUCUGCUCAGACAGGACAGUUUUGAAGAUCAUGGCACCUUGAAUUAUUUGGGUAAACCUGAGAAUUGGUACAAAUACAAAGUGAUAUUGGAUGGUCAAACGCAGCAAGAGUUUACGGUCAACAUACACCACAUGGAGAGGCAUUUAACUGCUACGGAUUUAAUGGGUUUCAACAAUACUGGCAAUAUCUGUGUAUGGCCCUCGGAAGAGGCUCUCACCGCCUUUGUAUUGUCCGAUUUACAGGCCUACAAUAAUAAAUGGAUUUUGGAAUUGGGUGGUGGUUUUACCUGUCUCUCGGGUUUGAUGCUAUCGAAAUAUGCCAAACCCUAUGCGGUACAUUUGACCGAUGGCAAUGAAGUGUCGGUGGAAAAUGUUAAAAAGACUGUGUGUCUCAAUGAAAUCUCCUGCUAUACAAAAUGUUCCGUCUUAAAAUGGGAGGAUAGGGCAGCCCGUGUACCCUCGGAGGCGGGCAAAUUUGAUAUAAUACUGUCGGCCGACUGUUUGUUCUUCGAUGAAGCCCGUUCUGCUUUGGUGGACACUGUCUGGUAUUAUCUAUCCGCCCAGGGGGAAGCUUUAAUCAUGGCUCCUAGGCGCGGCAAAACCAUGUCUUUGUUUAUAGAAGAAUCGGUGGCCCGCGGCUUUAUGGUUAAAUUAACCCAACGUUAUAAUGAAACCAUUUGGAAACGUCACUUGGAAUUGAUGAACUCAUCGUUGUACGAUGAAGAUUUACAUUAUCCCGUUUUAUUAAGUUUACGUAAAUCUCCUCACCCCAAUCAGCCACCAACACAAAUUCAUGCACAAACAAUUCCAACAUCUCCUUGCUUAUUAUUACCCAUGGAUGUAUGCAAAGAAGAAUCCUAGGUGACGGCAUUAGUUGUGAUGCUACUGCUCCAGUUGCUGUUGAUUACAUCAAGUAUUUCUUUUUUUUAGUUUUUUAUUUCAAAUUAGAAUUUUCAAAAGAACAAUUUUUACUUCAAUAAUUCCAUUUUUAAUUCCACAUUAAGAUGAUGUCGUCAUUUGAUAUGCAUACUUUAUCCUAACAUACAUACGUAUCCCUUAAAUACUUACAUAUAUAUAGUAGAACCUAACACUAAAAAAUAUACAAAAAAAAUACCAAAAAAAAAUAAAAAAAUUAUACAUAAAACAAAA